CAAAAGGCCUGGCCCUGAAUUCCUGCAGCCCCUACGUUGGGUGCCACCUGCGCUACGUCUCACAGUAGACCUGGGUCUGACUAUCCUCAACCAAGCGCUGGCCGCGUUCCACGGAGAGGCUGAGAUUCCUUAGCCUCGGGUACAGUAAUUAUGCCGUAUACAGAUACGCACAUAAGCAUCCCGCCACAACUUCCAGAAAUAUUGAAACAAUAUACAAAAGGUGCUAUCCGAAACCAGCCUCCAGAUCUUCUACAAUGGUCUGCUGAUUACUUUACAGCUGUUGCCCAUGGUGAUAUUCCUCCAGUAAGGGAGCGAACGGAGAGGGCCCCUCUAUCAAACUGGGCAGACCUCACUCCAGAGAUCUUAAAGGUCUUACAUCAAAGAGUGGGUGGGAGACUGAUAGUCCAUGCGGAUGAACUGGCUCACUUAUGGAAGGUGCUGAAUCUCCCAAUAGACUUAUUCGAGAGCGUGAUGAAUGUAGGGCAUUUUACUGAAGAAGUUGAAUGGCUAAAGUUUUUAGCCCUGUCAAGUAGUUCUCUUGGAGUUAAUAUCACAAAAACUCUGAAGAUCAUAUGUGAGGUUUUAUCCAACGAUGACAGUGGACCUGCACGUAUUCCUUUUAGCACGUUCCAGUUUCUCUACACGUACAUUGCAGAAGUGGAUGGGGAGAUAUCAUUAUCCCACGUCAACAGAAUGCUCAAUUACAUUGAACAGGAGAUCAUUGGACCAGAUGGUCUAAUUAAGGUGAAUGAUUUUACCCAGAAUCCUCAGGUCAAGCUGGAAUAAGAGCAAAGCUUUCCAGCAGUAUGAUAGCAGGAUAAAUGAAGGAAGCUGCUGCUGAAUAACUCUUACCAACUGGUCCUUCAUUGACUUUUCUUCUGUCUGUUAAUAAACAAUUUGGCAAAGAAUUCAAUAAAAAUGUGAGAGUGUGGUUUAAGAAAGAAUGUUAGUGAAAUGGAAUCUUCUUACACACUAAUAAUUAGAGCAUGUCAUACAUUUUGUGCAGGAAAUUUUCCCCUGAAAAUUCAAUGUUUCUGAAACUGAAAAUUUUGCCAGAAAAUGUCACUUCCAAAAGACUUUUGUUUCUUCACAAAAAAUUCAAAAUGAAGAAAAUAAUUUUGAAUCAAUGUUUUGCAAUAAAAUGAAAAAUGUUUAUUUAAAAUGUCAUGCUAUUUCUACACUGAUUUCCCAGUGAAUCUCAGAUCUAGUUCAAGGUCUCAGAUCAUUUUAGAUGUGUGUCAUGGUUUGCCUUCAGUGAGUGUGCAUGUGUGGCCUGCAAUGCCUCAAAACUGUUUGAAGCACUGUAAACCGUGCACAGUGCAUGCACACCCAUUUGCUGCACUGCUAAUUAGCAGCACAGCACCAAAAUUUGACACCCGGAGAUUCCUGAAAUAAAAAAAACAAACAAACACUAGAGUAAAAAAAGUGGUGCGGUGCAUGCAGCAGAUGCGUGCAGUGCCAGAAAUGGAGCCUGGCCAGCCAGAGCCACACUCUGAUGCUGGCUGGGCUCUGACUGAGUGGCCAGAUUGGUGCUGCUGCUGCCUCGGGAGGCCCCCAGGGCUUCAGGUAAGGCUGUUAGGGCCAGCACAGGUGCU
Messenger RNA from Gavialis gangeticus (Gharial), 1595 nucleotides. Its product is annotated as ropporin-1-like. The transcript has 6 exons. The coding region runs from base 151 to 786 and encodes 211 amino acids. The record is from RefSeq and is a predicted model, not a curated record. Lineage: Eukaryota; Metazoa; Chordata; Crocodylia; Gavialidae.